Tympanuchus pallidicinctus (lesser prairie-chicken) is the source of this 5699-nucleotide messenger RNA. It is a transcript of the gene AKNA, whose product is annotated as AT-hook transcription factor. Gene Ontology annotation, cellular component: centrosome. The transcript has 20 exons. Gene Ontology annotation, biological process: epithelial to mesenchymal transition; neuroblast delamination; neuroblast division in subventricular zone. The coding region runs from base 280 to 3849 and encodes 1189 amino acids. Lineage: Eukaryota; Metazoa; Chordata; Aves; Galliformes; Phasianidae. The record is from RefSeq and is a predicted model, not a curated record.
GGCACUGGGAGCGGGGCCAACGCCGCGCAGCGCCGCUCCUCCCUGUACGGAAGGGGGGGCACGGCCCCAAAGGCCCCCAUCCUGGAGAGGUUUUGCGAUGGGAGGCGGCCGGAGAUCCGGAGUCGUGAUGGAGCUCCGAGCAGCGGUACUGCAUGAGCUGUGCGUCCGGAAGGGGUUCGGGAUGGCAAGCAGCGAUGUGAGCCACACUGGUGAUGAGGAGGACCCCAGCUGCUGCGGUGCCAUGGGGUGGCACAAGUGACAAGGACAGUGCAGGACGCCAUGGGCAGCUCCUCGCCUUGGCUGCGCUGGACUCAAUCGGAGCUGGGCAGCCAGGAACCCAAGUGCUGGGAGGAGGAGGAGGAGGAGGAAGAAGACUUUGAGAAGCACAUGGAUGAGAACGGUGUCAUUGGGCUGGGGGCUGCCACAGCGGGGCUCAGCGAUCCACAGGACUCAGGCUCUGAGUGGGGACAGGAGGCAGCUGGAAGCCCAGUAUGGGGGGACGGCGAGGACUUGGAUGUGGAGUCCCCAGCAGAGCCACGCUGGUAUGCACAGCAGGAUCUGACAGAGGAGGAGGAGGAGGAAGAAGAACAGGGCAGCUCUGAGGAGGACGAGAGGCCAGAGGGGCCCUGGGGAACAGAAAGCGAUGGGGACCCCUAUGCUGAGACCCCUCUGAAAGUCCUGGGUACCACCACGGAUGGUGGUGGCACUUCAGGGCCUUCGGACUCCAGUCCUGUCCCCAUGACUCCUCCCCUCCAGCGCCGGGGCUGGGGCAAAGCCAAGGACCCCAAUCAGAGCUCCCAAGCCCUGCAGCAGCCCAAACCCAGUCGGCUGUCCCCCAGCCCCCGGCAUCACACCGACACCAAAAAGCCAAAGGACCCCACGGACAUUUGCCCAUAUGGCCGAGGGCGGCUCAACCACCCCCUGCCUGACCUCUCCAAGGUGGAAGCACGGGUGAAGGUGGGGCAGAGCUACCGCCCCCCACCCAGCAGGGCCCUGUCCGCCCGUGCCAGGCCCCACGGAGGUCCCCUUGUCCCCAAAUCCCCCGCCGAAAUCGUCCGGGAGGUGCUGCUGAGCAGUGGGGAGGGGGCCCCACCACGACCCUCUGCCCCCUCCGGAGUGCCACAGGAGCUCCGCUCCCCCAGGCAGGCCACUGCGCUGGUGCAGCAACUGCAGGAUGACUACCACAAGCUGCUGACCAAGUACGCCGAGGCCGAAAACACCAUUGACCAGCUGAGGCUGGGGGCCAAGGUGAACCUGUAUGCAGACCCGCCGUGUGCCAGCCGCAGCGCCCACGCCGGCACCAUGAGUGGUGGCUGCAGGGUGAUGGCCUUCAGCAUCCCACGGGCCAGCGCCGCAGCCAUCAGCACAGCCCCAAACCCGCAGCUCCCUGUGGGUGGAGCUCCAGCGCCACAACCAGCAGAGCGGGGGGCAGCAUCCCAGCCCUGCUCUCCUCGCUCCCCCCUGGGGGGCUGCCCCACAUGCGUGGGGCCGUGCUGCUGUGCAGGGCCACGGCUCACACGGACACUGGCAGAGCAGACCCGCAAAUUUCAAGCGCAGGUGGAUUCCUUUGAAGCCUGGAUCCGAGCAGGGAGCUCUGUGCCACAGGAGCAGCUCCAGCAGCGGUUCCAGAGGCUGCAGGAUACACAGGAUGCACUGGAGCGGGCGUACCUGGAAGCACGGGAAGAGCAAAGCCUUGGGGACACGGGGAACUUCGACCCGGAGCGCACAGUGGAAGGGGACAUCUUCUGCCUGGGGAUGCGCCUGGAGGAGCUGAAGGAGCACCUGGAGAGGGCAGCACCAGGGAGCCAUGUGGUGACAGAGGGCCCCCCCAGCACCGGGGAGACAGCGGGGGACACCGAGGUGGUGGCAGUGGGGCCGCCCCGACCCUUACGGCACAAGCAGCUCCAAGCAGAGGGGGACUUUGGGGAUCUGUUGCAGCAGUACCAGCACCUCAAAUCGCUGCCGGCAUCACUGAGCCUGGAGCAGCUGAGCCUGACGGGGAGCGCAGCUCUGGAGGAGGCUGGUGGCACCGUGGGAGGGGAUGGCGGCCCAGGGGGGGUCCUCAGUGGGACACAGUCACUGGAGGAGGGCACCGACCACGAGACCUCCCCCUCGCCCCCCCCUCAGAGGAAAGCAGUGCCGCUGCCCCACACCGAACCCCCACACCCACAGGGGACCUACGGCCGCCUGUCCCCUGUCACCACCCCGCUGCCACCAUCCACCUCCAGGCUCCCGCUGGCAUUCCCUGAACCUUUGCCAUCGCGCACAGCCCCGUCCCGCCGCAGCAGUGGGACGGGGAGCACAGCCCCUCAGCGCCAUGCCCUCAAGCCCUGCCAGCAGGAGCAGCGCAUGGUGUCACCGGAGACGGACAGUGGCUUCGUGGGCUCGGAGAGCAGCCGGGUGUCCCUGUUGGCACGCACCCCUCAGCAUCGACCACUGGGCACUGGGACUCAUGGCGUGCUCGAACCUCCUGUCCCCGCUCCUCUCCAUCCGCAGAAGAAGGAAGGUCCGCUGCUGCCCCUCAGGAAGGGGCUGAGGGGUCCCUGCCCAGCCCCUGAGCACGGCCCUCCCCCAGGCCACAGCGUGCCCCCCAGCACUCCCUCGCCGAGCAGCUCUCCACUGCGCUGGGCCGGCAGCCAGGGCAGUGAGCUGGGACCUGAGGGUGAUGAUGCUCGCUCUGACUCAGAAGGAGGAGACAGGAGCUGCACCAGUGGGCACCCCCCGGGUGGGAUGCCCGCCUCGCCAUCCCCAGCUCCGGCUCACUGUGACCUGCUGGGAUCCCGCAUGGAGCGCGACCGGGCCAUCCGUGCGCUGCAGGACGAGGUUUGGCGACUGCGCCUGCGGCUGGAGGAGAGCCUGCACCGGUCCCACAGCUACCCUGAGGGCAGAGCCCCCCACAUCCCCAAGGGGAGGAGGCAGGCAGCAGCCAGCAGAGCUUCAUUCCUCCGGGAUGCAGCACCUGUGGGGGAGCACAGCCCCACCUCACGGGGCAGGAUGACCCCGGGCGGCCCCAGAGGCAGAUGGGCAUCGCUGCCACGGGAUGGGACACCGCCAGACUUCAGUGAGUGGGGACAGCUGGGACCUCUCCAAAAAGAGAAAGGAUGCGCCUCCCAGUCGGACCGCUCGCUGCGUGCGCACGGUGACAGCCGUCCCCGAGCCGCGCCGUCCGUGCACAAACGCCCUCGCAGCCCCCUGGGUGCGGUGUCACUGCGGGGACAGCAGGCGGCUGAACGCCGGGAGCCCGACCCGCUGGGUAACGCACACGGUGGCGCCGACACCGCGUUCGGGGGGACGCGUUACCGCGUGGCGCCGCCCCGUGGGGAGCCGAGCGCUGCGCCGUGCCCCCGCUGCCACCCCGACGGGACAACGACGGGCGCCCCAUCAGUCGAUGUCAAGCGGCCGCAGCGCAGCGGCGCCUCCAGGACCCCCGAGAGCUGCCCAACGUGCCGGGCAUCACGCGGUGACACGGACAGAGCCGGGCACGCCCAGCGCAGCAAAUCGGACGGCAAAUCCCCGCCGGAGCCCCGCGGCCGCCCCCAGGCCGUGCAGCCGGAGCAGCUCGCAGGCUGUUGGUACCUGGCGGGGGGGCCUCCCGUCGCCUACCUCGCCCCCGUCCCCGUGGUGCCUUACGGGCCCUCACUGCUGUACUGCCCUCCAACCUCACCUACCUCAGCCCCACACCGCACCCGUUCCCCACCGCUCUCAGACCUGGAGGAGGACCUGGAUCUCUCUCUGAGCACAGCAAUGGCAGCAGCACGCCGUGCCCGCGUCACCUCAAGACGGCUGGGCCAGGUGCUGGCAGCAGAGCUGGGCCGGGCACGGGCAGUGCGGAGCUCCUGCCUCUUCUGAACAGGAUCAUCCCAUCCCAUGCCAUCCCAUGCCAUCCCAUCCCAUGCCAUCCCAUCCCAUGCCAUCCCAUCCCACCCCAUCCCAUCCCAUCCCAUCCCAUCCCGUCCCAUCCCAUCCCAUCCCAUCCCAUCCCAUCCCAUCCCAUCCCAUCCAUACUGUGGGAAUGGGCACCAAGCCGGACCCGUCCUGCAUCUCCCACAUUUCUGUAGGUCCUACCAAAACACCUCUGUGUUUACCUCAGUGCCACGCUGGCGCAGUAGGAGCCAUUUCCACAGCCCAUCUCUCGCUGCUUUCAAUGUAUUUUAGGGUGAUUUUUAGGGUUUCUCGGUACGCUGCACUCCCCUCCCCUCCCCCCCAGCUCCAACCAGAGCCCGACCCCAUGGGUUGGGGAUGAGGUUGGAUUUCGGGUGCUGUCCCUGCACCCUGCUGUACCCCAGGGCCACUCUCCUCUCUACACUUCUAUGUGGAUUUUUCCCCAGGGUACCAUUGUCAGAGGGUUGGUUGACCAUAUAUAAUGCUGUGUGUGUCUAUAUAUAGGUUCAUACACGUGGUUUGUUUUACAUUUCCAGCACAAACCCUCGGGGAAGCUGAGCUUUUCCCCAUAACUUAGUGCUGCACGGCCCUGUGAUGUUCAUAAUGAUGCUGGGUGAGGUUGAAGGGCUGCAAUGAGGCGGGAUUUGGGGUCCCUCCCUGCACAUGGCUUCCUGGGAGGGUGUCCAGGCAGAAAAAGAAGGGACUGGUAGUGUUCCCUUUGGGAUUCCUAAAGAAAUUGGGAGUUUUCUUUGGGAUGCUCAAAGAAAAGUGCAUUUUCUUUGGGAUUCCCAAAAGCAAUGUGAUUUUUCUUUGGGAUUCCCAAAAGCAAUGCAGGUUUUCCUUGGGAUUCCCAAAGAAAUGGGUAUUUUCUUUGAGAUACCCAGAAGCAAUGUGGUUUUUCUUUGGGAUUACCAAAUAAAGGGGUGUUUUCUUCGGCUUUCCCAAAAGCAAUGCAAUUUUUCUGGAGAUUCCCAAAGAAUCAUAGAACCAUAGGAUCGCUCAGGUUCUUUGGGAAUACCAAAUCAAUAUGACUUUCCUUGAGGCUGGUAGAGUAAAACCAGCCCCAGGCAUGGGCAGAUCCAGCCCUGGGAUGGGACCCAGCACUCCUAUUCCCCCUGCUUUAUAAUAAAUGCCUAUUUUUGUAGCAGAACUGCUGUUGCACACCCAUGGAGGGGGGGUCCAUCCCCACACUGGUUCAGCCUGACCCCCCCUCCCUGCCCCCAGCACCACAUUGACUUAGCAGCGGGGUCCCUGUGGUUGUGUAGGUCCUACCUAAAGCGCCCAAUUACCUUCAGACUUUUGCAUAUAAUAACUUAUUAUUGAGGGGGGGGGGAAUUGCUAAUGGAGACCCCUCAAAGAGCUCACACUGAGCAAGGGGGGAAGCAGGGAUGCCCCAUGGGGCUGCAUUCAAGCAACGGGGAGGAGCGAAAGCGACUUUUCCCCACCUCUUUCCUAACCACCCCCAUGUUUUGUACCCAGAUCACUGCCUAUUUUUUAACAGAAUAAACGGGGUUGUUUUGCUCGUUGGCUUUUCUCCUUCGUGGAAGCGAGAGCCUGUGUGCACUACAGAUGGAGAUCGCGUUUAUUGAGUCACUGAGUGCUUUAGUACAGAACAGAUAUACAGAGAUGAUACAUGUUUGUGCUUCAACACUUCCAAACAUUUAGGUUUCCAGUAACUUCAAGGUAAACAAGUUCCAAGACAGACUAGUUUUGUUUUCCUUUUUUUUUUUUUUUUAAGUUUUCCUUUUUGAUAAAUUAUUUUUUAUAUAAAUAACCGUAACAGAAAAAAAAUUAAUAAUAAUAAUAAUUAAUAAUAA